CUAGAAACGGAUCUAGAGCAGCAGCCUUCUCCGUGUCAUCAAAUUGCUCCAAACCUCCAACCCAUGUUCAAUAUCACAAACCUUAAUUUCACAAAAAAAGCCAAAAGAAACCCACAAACCCCAAAUUGAUUAACCACAAACGAUGGUCCUCCAUACGAAAUUGGUCAAACGCAUGAUGGCAGGGGAGGGCAGGUAGACCUACUGCAUCUUUCUGUUUUGUAGAUUCCUGGAGCGUCCGACCUUGAAGGCGGUGGUGGUUGUGCUGCGGCCGCCCAUGGACCGGUGCGCCUCCUUGACCUACGACAUCAGGGCAUUAAUGACGGGUACAAGGCAAGCUGCGUGUUGAGCGUUGUAGGGGCUAGGCGGCGGCGCUACAAGACGGCAGCGGCUAUGCGGCUGGAUGGCGAGUCGGGGAAUGGAACGCGACCUGGGAUUAGGGUUGAAGACUGAGGCUAGUGUUGGAGAAAAGAUGUGGAAGGUUAGGGUUUUAUAGGUAUAACCUAAAGGCUAUAUUAGUCAUAAAAAUUAUUAAUUAAUUAAUUAAUUACGAAACUAAUUAAAUUUUGUAUAUUCAAAUAUUAUUUUAGGAUAAAAACUAGAUAGGUCAUAGAUUGGUAAAGUGGUGGAGUUUUAUUUAUACCUAGGGUAAUUAUCUCAUGAUCUACAUAGUUUUUUGAUCGGAGUACAAGCUUACAAUAUGUGAUUGGAGUUCAGGUCCUUGUUUUUUAUUUCAUCCAUCCUCUCUAAUAAAGUCUUAUUAUAAAGUCUUAAUAUAUUUUAAUAAAAAUGCGACUAGAAUUACUAUGAAUGUAUUUUUAUGAUCACUAUGAAAUAAGAUUUGAAUACUCUUCUGUCUCAAAAAGAUGGGUCAAAUUGACAAUUUUUUAUCAAUGAUAGUUAAGUUUGUCUAAUGAUAUUUUUUAAUAUAAAAUUAUUUAAAAUUAAAUAUGAAAAUUAUAUGAGAAUAUUCUAUAUUAAAAAAUCUUCUGACUUGCGCUUGUUGGAAAGGAAUUGUUACUUUUCGGACUUCCGCAUCUCGCGUCUUCUUCCGCACUCUAUCUUCGUUCUUCAUCAACGGUCUGUGCAUUCAUACGACUACCGUGAAGCUCUAUCGUAGAUGGAUUCUCCCCUAUUGAUUAUGUUGCAAUUGGAUGGUUUGUGGUUGCCUGACUACACCUUCAUGCUCUCUCAAAGUUGUCGUAUUCAUGUUCAUCCACAUUCAGCAUACAUAUCAUUCAUUGAAAGUAUGUGUGUCAUCUUAAAUCAGUUCAAGCCACACCGUUUGUUUAGACUUUCUUAUAUGGUGAAUGGUGCCCCCCUCCCGUUUGGAUUAAUAAUGAGGAAACAUUCCAAUUUUAUCUUCAUCUCAAGGUUUUGCAAUCUGAUUUUAAAAAGUAUCCCCUUUGUAUGGAGUUCAUCUCUAAUCAAAAUGUUUAAGUUGAUAUUUCCUUACCAUCUCAUCAUUUAGUUGAUCAAUCUAUUUGUCCACAUGAAUUUCCUUCUUCUUUACCAUCUAACCAAUCUCCUUCUUCACCUAUCAAUUUGUCUAAUGUUGAUGACUGAGGGAACAGUUCAUCAUGUAGUGAGUCUUCCUCAUCAGAUUGUUCUACCACUCCAAUUCCUAUCCCCCUUCUUCUCUAUCUAAACAGUCCUCCUCUCAAACACUAUCCAUUCCCCAUAAUGUUGAUGUACUCACACACUAUGAUCCGACUUGUAUUCUUCUUGAUGUCAUUUAUAAGAGCAAGAAAGACCCUCUUUAUCGCCUUAAGAUGUAUGCUAUUACCAAUACUUUCUGAUAUGACACCCGCACAUCAACCAAGACUUCUUUGCAUGUCGUUUGUGUGGGUGAGAAGUGCAAAUGGGUUGUCCGUGCUGUGAAGUUAAGUGGGGUUGCCAUGUUUCAGUUUCGAAGGUUCGAUGUUCUACAUACUUGUUCUAUUGAUGAGAGACGGGGAAAACACCGGUAAGCUACGUACCAUAUCAUCGCUGAUAUGGUGGCACACAAGUUUCUUGAUGCAUCACAGAAGCCAUACACCCCGAAACAAAUAAGACUUGAAAUGAGUUUGGAAUUUGGCAUUUCUAUGUCGUAUAAGAAAUCAUGGAAAGCACAAAAAACUGCCAUGCAAAAGCAGUUCGGUUCUGAUGCAGACUCAUACCAAUUAUUGCCUUCUAUGGCAUACAUUCUUGCUAAAUCAAACCAUGGCUCUUCAAUAGAUCUUAUUAGAGGUGUUGACAAUGAGUUUCGGUAUUUUUUCUUCUCACUAGCUGCGUGGAUUCAAACUUGGGAGUUCUAUAGACCUGUAUUAAUUGUGGAUGGUUCCUUCAUGAAGGCCUACUAUAAAGGUACACUACUUACUGCUUGUGGACAAGAUGCGAACAAUCAAAUUGUUCCUUUAACCUUUGGUAUUUGUGACUCAGGAAGCAAAGCCUCGUGGUUAUGGUUUUUGUUUUUUUCAAAUUGCGUGAUUCACUCAAGUUCCGACAGAAUAUGUAUAUUUUGUCUGAUCGUCAUAAAGGUAUAAUCAGUGCUGCCACUAAAGUGUUUCCACAUUCCAUUCAUGGUUUUUGUGUUGAACACCUUAAAAAGAAUUUGAUUUCUAAAUUCAAAGUGACAUCUGAUGGUAUUGGUUGGAAAUUUAAGGCAGCCUACGGUGCAACCACAGUGAAGGAGUAUGAAGGAUACAUGUCUAUGUUGGAUUCUGAAAAUAUUAAGAUCCGUCCUUGGUUAGACAAGCUUGGCAAUCAUAGAUGAGCUAGGUGCAUGGUUGAACCACGUAGAUUUGCUGUGUUGACCUCAAAUUGUGCUGAGUCAUUGAAUAGUUUUAAUGUAUGUGAUUGGGAGUAUUCUAUUUCUAAGCUAAUUGACUUUUUACGCCAACGGAUGAAACAAUGGUUUACUGAAAGAAGUGAAGCAGCACUGAAAACAUCCACUCUUUUUUUUAGCCCGGAAGGCAAACCACCAAAAACAUCCACUCUUUUAUCCAACAAGUGUGAAAGUCAUUUGGUGGCUUUGCAAUCUCAAUCCACACGGCUGCAGGUCUGCAUUUUUAUGUCAUUCAUUAAGUUUUGUUACUAAUACAUUUGUUAUUACUCAUUUGUAACAGUUUUUCUUAAUAUGUUAUUUUAGGUGAAGCCAUCUUCUUUUUUUUGAAUCUCAUGUUGUAGACAGAAAGUGCAGAUCAUUUGUUGUUAUUUUGACUUACAAGACAUGCACAUGUGGUGUUUUCUAGUUAGACCAUUUCGUUUGUGUUCAUGCAGUAGCUUCUAUUUGUAUGCGGCCAAGCCUUUCAUGUUAUGAUUUUAUAUCACCCUAUCUUUCUCGUGAUGCAUGGUUGCCUACGUGGACUGAUACAGUUCACCCUAUUCCAGAUCCACACUCAUGGUCCGUUCCUUCUGAUAUUGCUAGCAUUUGUUGCAAGCCUCCUACUUGUGUGAAGAGACUUGUAGGACGUCUUAAGAAGUCCAGAAUACCUUCAAUCAGAGAGUUCAAUGGUUCAAGUCUUCAAGACGUCAAAGAUGCUCUCGCUGCCACAAGCUUGGACACAACAAGAAGACUUGUAGAAAUCCAAUUCGUAUACAUAAGUAGUCAUGAAGUGUUCAUGUGUCUUAGCUACAUACAUAGUAGUUACAUAAUAAAAGUACUUGUUUUUAGUCUGCGGACAUAUUCAGAACAUUUGUUACUAUCACUUUGGUCACACUUUUACUAAUAUGAUUCCACACUGCUUUACUAGUGCCUUUCUUUAUAAUGAAUGCCAUCAUAGUGUUUGUCAUUAAAGUUUGAUAUAUAAUAUCAUCU
Molecule: messenger RNA, 3796 nt
Organism: Cuscuta europaea
Lineage: Eukaryota; Viridiplantae; Streptophyta; Magnoliopsida; Solanales; Convolvulaceae
Source: the annotation of a GenBank genome assembly